AUGGCCACCCCAGUCGCACCUUCGACAUCGCUCACGACCAGCGACAUCGAAAUCGCUACCCGUGCAGCAGACAACUUCACCCGCUUAUACUACACUUCAUACGAUUCAGACACCCGCCUCGCCGACCUUCCCCAGUUUUACCGUCCUAGUUCAUCUCUGACUUGGAAUGGGAAGCCGUUUCAAGGUGCAGAUGGGUUGAGGCAGUUGAUUGAGAAUAUGCCUCCGACGAAACAUGAAGUUCAAUCAUUUGAUUGUCAUCCUAUUCCAGGCUCUCAGCCACCCUCUUUGCUCGUAACGGUUUCCGGAAACGUUACACACGGAAAAGGCCCAGGAGGCAACCCUGUCAAUACACCCGCCAAGACCAUCGAGGGUCAUCCCCGAGUCUUUUCUCAAACAUUUAUGCUUGUGCCGGACACCAAUGCCCCGCCAUCCAAACCCGGAGAAGUUGCAAAAUACUACAUUGGCGCCGACGCAUUGAGAUUCGUAGGAUAAUCGGCAUUCAGACUCAACGUCCCCCAUGUCCUUCGCUUUCCUGUAUGACUCGUUCAAACACGCCUGGCAUUGGAUAUAAUUUUGAACAACACUGUAUGUAUUUAUAGAACAAAAGCGACAGUAAAUAGACAAGACAAC
Messenger RNA from Coprinopsis cinerea okayama7#130, 630 nucleotides. RefSeq lists its product as hypothetical. Gene Ontology annotation, cellular component: nuclear pore central transport channel. Gene Ontology annotation, biological process: protein import into nucleus. The transcript has 4 exons. The record is from RefSeq and is a predicted model, not a curated record. NCBI's taxonomy places the organism in Eukaryota, Fungi, Basidiomycota, Agaricomycetes, Agaricales, Psathyrellaceae. The coding region runs from base 1 to 492 and encodes 163 amino acids.